Scutellospora calospora is the source of this 316-nucleotide messenger RNA. NCBI's taxonomy places the organism in Eukaryota, Fungi, Glomeromycota, Glomeromycetes, Diversisporales, Gigasporaceae. The record is from the annotation of a GenBank genome assembly.
AUGUAUACCUUAAUUGAAAACUAUGAUCAUUUCAAUAAAUUGUUAGAAGACGCUUGUGACAAUCUCGUGGUUGUCGAUUUUUAUGCUGAUUGGUGUGGUCCGUGCAAAGCAAUUGCACCUGAAUACGAAAAGUUAUCUAAGUGUGAUGAAUACAAAAAUGUCGUGUUUCUUAAAGUUGACACUGAUAAGCAGGAGCAAGUCUCAUCAGAACAACAAAUCACGUCUCUUCCUACUUUUCGAUUUUUCAAGAAUAAACAACGUUGUGGUAAUGAUGUAAUCGGUGCUAACCUUACUAAAUUGAAAGAAGGAAUCGAAA